UCUCGUUUCUCCAUAAUCUCCACAAAAAAAGAAACCCCAUCUCCCAUUUUUGUCCAUAUCAAUGGCUUCGAGCUCUCUGAAGCAGCAGCGGCCGGAGGCAACUUGGACGGCGAAGCAAAACAAGCUGUUCGAGAAGGCAUUGGCUUUGUACGACAAAGAAACGCCGGAGAGAUGGCAGAAUAUUGCCAACGCCGUCGGCGGCAAGUCCGCCGACGAAGUCAAACGUCACUACCAGAUUCUCUUGGAAGAUCUCCGGCGGAUCGAGUCCGGCCGCGUUCCCAUCCCCAAUUACAGAGCCUCCGCCGYCGCCGCCGGCAAUGCCGAUGAGGAGUUGAGGCUGCUGAAGUAUCUUAAGCUGCGAUAAAGUUGCCUACCAUUGCACUGUCAUCUUUCAACCUCUCAUUCAUAUUCCAAAGUUUAUAAAUGGUUGAACAAAAAUGGCUCACUUGGCUGGUUG
Messenger RNA from Momordica charantia (bitter melon), 457 nucleotides. RefSeq names its product protein RADIALIS-like 3. Lineage: Eukaryota; Viridiplantae; Streptophyta; Magnoliopsida; Cucurbitales; Cucurbitaceae. Gene Ontology annotation, molecular function: DNA-binding transcription factor activity. The record is from RefSeq and is a predicted model, not a curated record.